AAAGCAGCUUCCAUCAUCCACUCUCUAAUCUAGUGAUCUGAAAUUCCCACGUGUCAUAAACAAAUUUACAUACUGGCCCCUGAUCCAUAUUGAUGUUUUGUUUGUGGCCACAGAACAGAACUGAAUUGAAGAAUUCAACAUACGAGUGAGUGAAGAUUGAAGAAGUGCAUCACAGCAUCACUCUAGUCUCUUCUAUACGCUUUUACCCCCCAUCCCAUCACUACGCAAAACUUGUGCAGUUCGGGCCACACUCUCUUGGGGAAGUAAAAAGUGAAAACCUCUUGAUGGAAAUGAAUAUUGCAAGGUGUAGUCCCAAAACAGAGGGAUCAUUCUUUUCCAAUACUUCAAGAACAGUAGGAUGGGAGAACAUGCAGAAACUUCCAUAUAAUAAUGUGGCUGUCCAGAGUCCAAGAUGGACCUUGCGCAAAUUCACCUCGCCCUAUCGAGCUUUUACUGCAGUGUGCCCAAGAAGGUCUUUUUUCUGUAGAACGCGUUCUAUGGCAACUAGUUUGGAGGAAUCUUCAUCUUUACAACCUGGAGAAAAUUCCACUGAGGAUGAGGAUCCUUAUGCUGAAGAAGAAUUGGAAAAUUUGGCACAACCACUUACCAGAGAACAGAUAAUGGCUCUGCUUGUUGAUACUGAAAGAGAAAAACUUACGAAGAAGCUUAGUGAAGCCAACCAGCAUAAUCGGUUCCUCAAAAGGCAGUUGCAUAUAAAGGAAGAUGCAUUGGUAAAUUUUAAAAGUGAGCUUGCUGUCAUGGAACUUGAAGUUCAGGCUUUGGUCCAACUAGCAAAAGAAAUAGCAAAAUCUGGUAUUCCAGAAGGUUCAAGGAAGAUCAACGGAAAGUACAUUCAUUCUCACCUGGUUACUCGAUUAGAAGCUGUACAUGAACAAUUGAUGGAACAAAUAAAGGACGUUGGUGCGGCACAGUCCAAGGAGGUUUCUAUUUUUUGGGUUGGAAUGGCUGAGAGCGUGCAAGUUAUGGGGACCUUUGAUGGUUGGAGCCAAGGAGAGCACCUUUCACCUGAGUAUACUGGUUCUUACACUAGGUUCUCAACAACGUUGAUGCUGAGACCCGGGAGGUAUGAAAUCAAAUUCUUAGUAGACGGUGAAUGGAAGCUAUCACCUGAGUUCCCCAUUAUUGGUGAAGGAUUAACCAAAAACAAUUUGUUAGUUGUCGAGUGAAUCAUGCCUGUUAUGUUGAUUAAUUUCAAUCCUAGCAACUUUUUGAACUACGCAACUAUAUUUAGCUUAGUUUAUAACCUAGUGAGUUUAUGCCAAUGCAACGUCAUAAAAUAAUUUUGAGUUAUUUGUAAAAUUCAGCUUGUUCUGCAUCUAUGAACUUUUCAUGUAAAAUAAGUUUCUUUUUACUAUUAUGAUUUUGGUGGGUUUUAAAUGGUUCAUUCUGUAAGAUGACAUUGAACCAAAAAAGUUAGACGAA
This is a messenger RNA of Arachis ipaensis, 1443 nucleotides long. RefSeq names its product PROTEIN TARGETING TO STARCH (PTST). Lineage: Eukaryota; Viridiplantae; Streptophyta; Magnoliopsida; Fabales; Fabaceae. The record is from RefSeq and is a predicted model, not a curated record.